This is a messenger RNA of Ilyonectria robusta, 1995 nucleotides long. RefSeq lists its product as uncharacterized. Gene Ontology annotation, molecular function: AMP binding; acetyl-CoA synthetase activity. The record is from RefSeq and is a predicted model, not a curated record. Lineage: Eukaryota; Fungi; Ascomycota; Sordariomycetes; Hypocreales; Nectriaceae. The coding region runs from base 1 to 1995 and encodes 664 amino acids. The transcript is spliced from 6 exons. Gene Ontology annotation, cellular component: cytosol.
AUGGGUGACGUCCUGGGAACCGCAUCGGCUCCGACCGAGUCCGGAGAUUGGUAUCUUCCUGACAAUAUGCUCCAACGACAUCCUAGCAAGCCUCAUAUCGGCAGCCUCGAUGAGUAUCGUCAGAUGCACAAGGCUUCCAUCGAGGAGCCUGAAAAAUUCUGGGGAGACCUCGCUCGAGAAUUGCUGACCUGGGAGUCUGACUUUCACACCGUUCAGAACGGCACCUUGGAUCAGGGCAACGUCACCUGGUUCCAGGGCGGGAAGCUGAACGCCUGCUUCAACGCAGUUGACCGUCAUGCUCUCAAGGACCCCAACAAGACUGCCAUCAUUUAUGAAUCGGAUAGCGGCCAGGACGGCCGGUCCGUGACGUACGGCGAGCUGCUGAAGCAGAUCAGCAAGGUCGCCUGGGUUCUCAAGGACCUGGGUAUUCGCAAGGGUGACACCGUCGCCAUCUACAUGCCCAUGAUUCCCGAGACACUGGUCGCCAUCCUCGCCUGCUCGCGUAUCGGCGCCGUCCACUCUGUGGUCUUCGCCGGCUUCUCGGCCGGAUCGCUGAAAGACCGCAUCCUCAACGCCAAGAGCAAGGUCGUCAUCACCGUGGACGAGAGUCUCCGCGGCGGCAAGACGAUUGGCAUCAAGAAGAUCGUUGACGAGGCGCUGAGCCAGUGUGUCGGCGUUCAGGCUCUGGUCUACAAGAGAACCGGCGGCGAUAUUGCUUGGGUGCCUGGCCAGGAUCACUGGUGGCACGAGGAGGUUGCGAAAUGGCCCAGCUAUCUCGCCCCUGAGUCUAUGGAUGCUGAAGACCCCCUCUUUCUCCUCUACACCUCUGGAUCGACGGGCAAACCCAAGGGUGUCCUGCAUACUACCGGCGGUUAUCUGGUAGGAGCUGCCGCCACGGGCAAGUAUGUGUUUGACAUCCACGAGAACGAUCAGUACUUCUGUGCCGGCGACGUCGGAUGGAUCACUGGCCAUACCUACGUCGUUUACGCGCCGCUGCUUCUUGGUGUGUCCACGGUUGUGUUUGAGGGUACACCUACACAGCCGACUAUCAACCGCUACUGGGAUAUCAUCGAGAAGCACCGUAUCACGCAUUUCUAUGUCGCUCCUACUGCGCUCCGGCUGGUGAAGCGCGCUGGAUCGGAUCCUGUUGAUCACGAUACCAAGAGCCUGCGCGUACUCGGAUCAGUUGGCGAGCCGAUUGCCCCGGAGGUUUGGAAGUGGUAUUACAAUACUGUCGGUAAGGGAAAUUGUCAUAUUGUUGACACCUACUGGCAGACCGAGACUGGCUCUCACGCCAUCACACCCCUGGCUGGAGUCACUCCCACGAAACCCGGUUCAGCCUCUUUGCCAUUCUUCGGUAUUGACACGGUAAUCAUUGAUCCUGUCUCUGGCGAAGAAAUUCACGAGAACGAUGUUGAGGGUGUUCUCGCCUUCAAGGGCCCUUGGCCUAGCAUGGCUCGUACCGUUUGGGGUGACCAUCAGCGCUACGAGGAUACGUACUUUAACGUGUACAAGGGAUACUACUUCACUGGCGAUGGAGCCAGCCGUGAUGAGGAUGGCUUCUACUGGAUCCGCGGCCGCGUGGACGAUGUGAUCAAUGUCAGCGGCCACCGCCUCUCAACCGCCGAAAUCGAAGCGGCCCUCAUCCAGCACGAUGCCGUGGCCGAAUCCGCCGUGGUGGGCAUCGCAGACGAGAUCACAGGCCAGACCGUCGCAGCCUUCAUCUCCCUGAAGGAAGCCUUCCGCGCGGACGACCCUCGCGAGGAGCUGAAGCAGCUGAUCCGCAAGGAGAUUGGGCCCUUUGCCCAGCCCAAGAAGCUCUUCGUGCUGGACGACCUGCCCAAGACGCGGUCUGGCAAGAUCAUGCGCCGCAUUUUGCGAAAGGUUGUCGAGGGACAGCAGGAUCAGCUUGGGGAUAUCUCGACGCUGGCUGACCCGACGGUUGUGGAGGCGAUUAUCAAGGUCGUCCAUCCUCCCGUGGAGAAGUAUCAGUAA